Molecule: messenger RNA, 2540 nt
Organism: Colias croceus (clouded yellow)
Lineage: Eukaryota; Metazoa; Arthropoda; Insecta; Lepidoptera; Pieridae
Gene: Sec15
Product: exocyst complex component 6
Exons: 17
Coding region: 176-2458 (760 amino acids)
Biological process (GO): Golgi to plasma membrane transport; intracellular protein transport; exocytosis
Cellular component (GO): exocyst; membrane
Source: RefSeq, a predicted model, not a curated record
AACUUUACAAUUGUCACUUGUCAGAAGUCAGAUAUUAUUUUGAUUUUAUUUUGAAGUGAAAUUUUAUUUAUUUAUUUUGUAUUUUAAUAAAUAAAUAGAAGAAGAUAACAGAAAAUUACCCCAACAGUAAAAAAGAUUGAAUAUUUGGGUGUUGCUAAUACUUUAGCAUAACGCUAUGACUAACGCAACAAUCCAGGAAAUAGAAGGGAUAGAUGACUACUGGGGUCCAGCAUUCAGGUCCGUGUAUGAAGGAGAGGGAGGCCAUGAAGCAUUUGUUCAGCAGCUGGACGAGAGGAUCAAGCAGCAUGACAAGGAAAUUGAGAAACUGUGCAAUUUCUAUUAUCAAGGGUUCAUAGAUGCUAUCCAUGAGCUGCUGCAGGUGCGGACGCAUGCUGAGAAGCUGCACACAGAGAUAUCAAAUGUAGAUGCCAAUGUUAAAGAAACUGCCGAUAGUCUAUGCACCCGUGCCGAAGAGUUGAUUAGGGCUCGGCGAGUGGAGCUGAACAUUGCGGCCACAAUUGAGAAGAUGGAGCUGUGUCUGCCGCUGCUCACCACUUACUCCAAGCUGAAGGCACAGGUUGAGGCUAAAAGGUACUACCCCGCAUUAAAAACGCUAGAACAACUCGAACACCUCCAACUCCCUCGAGCAGGCGCGUACGCGUGGUGCGCGCGCAUCGCGGCCCACGUGCCGCAGUUGCGGAGCGCUGUUAAAGAUGCGUCUAUGGCGGACUUGAGGGAUUUCCUCGAAACUGUUAGACGGAUGAGUCCACAGGUUGGAGCGAUGGCUUUAAAACAAACACAAGAAAUGCUCGGAAGAAGCUUGGAGAAUAUCGUUAAAAACAAAAAGGAAAUGGCAUCACCGGGUUCAGUAAAUGCUGAGACUACAGCACAGUGCCCGCACGAGCUCGUGGAUUUCAGUCCGCUGUACCGAUGUAUGCACAUACACACUGUACUCGGCGCUAGCGCGGAGUUUGUGCAGUAUUAUAGGGCUCAACGCAAACAACAAGCUAGUCUGGUGGUAAUACCGCAAGGGAAUCUCCACGACUCCACCCAGGGCAUGAAGAACUACCUCAACGCUGUGCUCGGCUUCUUCAUACUGGAGGAGCAUCUUCUUAAAACUGGCGGCGGGCUGGUGAGCAAGGAGUGGGUGGUGGAGCUGUGGGGCGGCGCGGCGCGGGGCGCGGACGCGGCGCUGCGUGCGCUCACCGCGCUCAGCACAGACCCCACGCGCGUGCUCGCGCUCAAGCACGCGCUCGUGCGGGCCAUACACGCGCUCAAGUGCUACGGUCUACCGACGGACCCUCUGCCGCAACUCUUGCAAGAAAUGGCGGAACAUUACACAGAAGUGUUGAUGCAGCGGUGGGUGGUCGUGUUUAGGGACAUAUUGGACAACGCGUCGUUCUUGCCUAUUGAGGUGGAAUCACAAGAGCAAUAUGAUGGCGUCAUGGACACGUUCCCCUAUGACGGAGAUGAGCUGGAGACGCAGCCUUUCCCGAGAAGGUUCCCGUUCUCGUCGAUAGUGCCGGCGGUGUACGUGCAGGUGAAGGAGUUCAUCUACGCGUGGCUGAAGUACUCGUCGGGGUUAGGGCUGGGCGGCGCGCGGCGUGCAGCAGCAGCCCGGCACUCCGCCUCGCUGCUGCUCAGCCGCUCGUUCGCGGGCUGCCUGUCCGCGCUGUUCCGCCGCCCGCUGCCGCUGAUGCAGCUGCUGCAGAUAAUAGUAGACACACAGUAUUUAGAAAGUGCGACGCCUUACCUCUACGAGUUUAUCAGUAACAUCACUGGUUCUGACCUGGUCACCACACAGUCGGCAGGAAGCAUGUUCCAAGCGGCUCGGGACGAUGCCGAAAAACAGAUUUGUGAAAACUUGCAGAACAAGGUCGACGAGUUUUUGGAUUUGGAAAAUUACGACUGGCUGCUUGUGGAGCCACGUGGGCAGGCGUCGUCGUUCGUGACGGACAUGCUCAGCUACCUCACCGGCGUGCUCUGCUCGCUGGAACUGCUGCCCGAACGCGCUCGUGUGGCAGCAGUCCGCGCGGCGACUUCCCGCAUCGCGUUCCGGCUGCGCGCGCUACUGCUGGAGCCAGCAGUGCGGCAGGUGUCGGCGGGCGCGCUGCACCAGCUGGACCUGGACGUCAUCCAGUGCGAGCAGUUCGCGGCCAGCGAGCCCGUGCCCGGCCUCAGGGAGGGCGAGCUGCUCGAGCACUUCGCUAGCCUCAGACAACUGCUCGACCUCAUAACCGGGUGGGACUGGUCCUCCUACCUCCACGACAUCGGCAUGGAGGGGGGGAAGUAUGCCCUUGUCACCCCCCGGGAUGCAGCUACACUUCUGGAGAAGCUGAAGGAAGCAGAACAGAAGUCUUCUGUCUUCUCCGUGCUUAAGAAGAAUGAGAGGGAUAGAAGAAAGUUGUUGGACACGGUCUUGAAGCAACUGAAACAAUUGCAGAAUCAAGAUGGUUGAUGGCGAUUAUUUAUUUAAUUUAAUUAAUUUAAUUUAAGAUUUAAGAUAGGGAAGCGCUUGAUUUAUUGUUAAUUGUUAAGCA